This is a messenger RNA of Anopheles cruzii, 1672 nucleotides long. Its product is annotated as mitotic checkpoint protein BUB3-like. Bases 388 to 1371 code for a protein of 327 amino acids. The transcript has 2 exons. The record is from RefSeq and is a predicted model, not a curated record. Gene Ontology annotation, biological process: mitotic spindle assembly checkpoint signaling. NCBI's taxonomy places the organism in Eukaryota, Metazoa, Arthropoda, Insecta, Diptera, Culicidae. Gene Ontology annotation, cellular component: bub1-bub3 complex; kinetochore; mitotic checkpoint complex. Gene Ontology annotation, molecular function: ubiquitin binding.
UUCGAUCAUGGGGAAAGGUCCUGUGUACGAGGUGGAUUGUUUCUCGGCCUAAUCGCUUCGGCGUUGAAAAGAUAAAAGUAGCUUUAUGUUCAAUCUCAACAACUGUAUUUGAGGAGAAGUAUCAAGUCUAGAAACAAUUAGAAUGUCCUUAAAGACAUUGUCACGCACUACACUAGUAUUGUUUACAAUGCCGAGUGGUGUAUAGGUUUUUUGUUCGUGAUAGAUUUUAAUAUGCGAAAAGAUCGUACAGCAAUGUAAUUCACAAACCAUUUUUUGAGCGUUUGGCUUCGUUUAGACUCCCAUUCGCAUGUAAACAAUAACGAAACUUUGACUGAAUCUUGACCUCAUUCGAUUGUGAAAGAUACUUCUAAGAAACGCAAAUUCGCAAUGGCCCGUAAACCAGAAACACAGCUCUUGAAUGCCCCAGAAGAUGUCAUUUCUGCCGUGAAGUUUUCACCAAAAACGAAUAAGUUUUUACUUGUAUCGUCUUGGGAUACUCGUGUGCGGUUGUACGACGUGGUUACCAACACGGUGCGGCUUCAGUUCAGCAAUUCAUCUCCAGUGUUGGAUUGUGCCUUUUUGGACUCGUCUAAAACAGCUACCGGUGGUUUGGACAAUUUGGUCAAACUGUAUGAUCUGACCGCGCAAGCGGAGAGCAUGCUUGGCAGUCAUGGGGCUGGCGUAAAGUGCGUUGAAUACACCUCACUGUUGAACGGAAUACUCACCGGGAGCUGGGAUCGAACGGUGAAGCUUUGGGACGCACGGGAGAAGGAAUGUGCUGGCACGUAUGAACAGAGCAAUGGCAAAGUGUACUCCAUGAGUUGCGCCGAGGAAAAACUUGUCGUAGCCACGUCGGAGCGGAAAGUUCUUAUCUGGGAUCUGCGAAACAUGAAAACCUAUGUCGAACGCCGUGAGUCGUCGCUAAAGUAUCAAACGCGCGCCGUGCGCUGCUUUCCGAAUGUGGAAGGAUAUGUGAUGAGUUCUAUCGAAGGACGGGUCGCAGUGGAGUACUUCGAUCCGAGCCCCGAAGUGCAAAAGAAGAAGUUUGCAUUCAAAUGCCACCGGGCGAAGGGAAAUGACAUAGAGCUGAUUUAUCCCGUAAAUGCGAUCAGCUUUCACAGCGUAUACAAUACAUUUGCCACUGGCGGCUCGGACGGAUACGUUAAUAUAUGGGAUGGGUUCAAUAAGAAGCGACUGUGCCAGUUCCAUUUGUACGAUAGCUCUAUCUCCAGUCUAUGCUUCAGUGAUGAUGGUAGCACAUUGGCGAUCGCUUGUUCGUACAUGGAAGAAGCCGAAAAGCCCCCAGAACCCUAUCCAGAGCCUACUCUGUAUGUGCGUUACGUUAACGAACAAGAGACUCGACCGAAGUAGGUAGACACAGGGCGUAUGCCAAUGUAUGGCAUACAUUUUACAAGUAUGUAGUCCAUCUACAGAGUUACUAAUUAAUAAAUUUUUGUAUUUUUUUCUUAUCUAUUUGAUCUUCCAAUCUUCCUGAUCAUCCGUUUUUCAUUCCUUUUGCUUAGAACAAUAUUAUACAUAGUCACAGGUACCUGCCAAAUUGUGCAGGUUGUUUUUGUUUUCUUUCAAUCCCAAUAACUGCGGUAAAAAGGAAUACCGGCGGCAGUCAAGUGCCAGCGCAACAAUGAAUAUUAGAGGUUGUUGACUACGUUGC